GAAAACAGUCUCUUUUUUUGUAGAUUAAUAUAUCCACUGAAAUUUCUAAAACAGAAACAAAAAAAUGUUGUCCUUGGUCAUUCUUGUGAUGCUUGUGGCAGUUCCGACUUGGCAGCAAGACUUAGAAGUUUGCAGUCAGUCACGUGACGCUGGGCCAUGCAAAGCAUUGUUUCGCAGGUUCUACUGGAAUGCUCAGUCUGGGAAAUGUGAGAAGUUUAUCUUUGGUGGUUGCCUUGGAAACUCGAAUAAUUUCAAGACUCUGGAAGAAUGCAGCAAGCUGUGCUCAACACCAUAAAUGUAUAGAAAGUGACACUUUAACGACUCAACGGUCACGUGACACAGCCAUAGCUACCAAGAUGUGUGUGUAAAAAAUCAUGUAUUCCUCUCUUCCCCCAAAUAAGUAACAAUUUAAAAUACUAAUUAUUUGGACCAAACGAGUUGUUAAAUAAAAUAUUGAUUUCA
Messenger RNA from Gigantopelta aegis, 462 nucleotides. RefSeq names its product kunitz-type serine protease inhibitor HCRG21-like. The record is from RefSeq and is a predicted model, not a curated record. NCBI's taxonomy places the organism in Eukaryota, Metazoa, Mollusca, Gastropoda, Neomphalida, Peltospiridae. Bases 65 to 295 code for a protein of 76 amino acids. Gene Ontology annotation, molecular function: serine-type endopeptidase inhibitor activity. The transcript is spliced from 2 exons.